Acanthaster planci (crown-of-thorns starfish) is the source of this 3294-nucleotide messenger RNA. Its product is annotated as steryl-sulfatase-like. Gene Ontology annotation, molecular function: arylsulfatase activity. The record is from RefSeq and is a predicted model, not a curated record. NCBI's taxonomy places the organism in Eukaryota, Metazoa, Echinodermata, Asteroidea, Valvatida, Acanthasteridae.
AAAAAGGUGCGGCAAUGUGAUGCAUUGAUUAUGAUAGCGCUUCGUGUAGAAUGGCGACUUCAGGUGGUAUUGGACGAUUUGCAGCAGGCGUUGUGAUUCUUAGUCUGGCUUGGACGUUUUCACCAGCCGUAGACUGUGUUGACGCGAAACCUCGGCGACCAAAUGUUGUACUUUUCAUAAUGGAUGACGUUGGAAUGGGAGACCUGGGAUGUUUCGGCAAUGACACGAUCCAGACGCCUAACAUUGACAGUCUAGCCAAGGACGGUGUCAAACUGACCCAGCACCUUGCCCUGCCAAUGUGCACGCCCAGUCGAGCUGCGCUUAUGACUGGCCGGCUACCUGCACGAUACGACAUGGACUCCCCGGGAAGAAUGAGAGUUUUAUUUUUCCUGUCAGCACAAGGAGGGUUGCCAUCUAAUGAAACCACGAUGGCUGAAGUUUUGAAAGAUAAUGGAUACGCCACAGCUUUGACAGGCAAAUGGCAUUUGGGUAUCACGUGCACAGAGAAGAAUUCUUGUUCGGAUCCCAAUUCUCAGGGAUUCGACUAUUUCUACGGCCUUCCUGUUACCAACCUGCUGGACUGUGGUAACGAGAGCACUAUCUUCCAUGCCUGGGCAAGAGCGAAAGGAGCUUACCCGAAAAUGUGGUUUUCUGUCAUCGCUGCGUUCACAGCAGCUGUCUUUCUAUACAUGAUAAAAGUCGUGUCUUGGAAGGGAGCCUUUUCCCUGACCUUGUUAGCUCUUGCUUCAAAUGGGCUUCUUCUGUUGGCCGCAAAAACGCCUAGUCUCGGGUGUGUGCUGAUGGAGAACAGUAGGAUCGUGGAGCAGCCCCUCCUUUUCGAUCAUUUGACGGAACGGCUACAUAGCCGAGCAAUCCACUUUAUGGAGAGCAACCGGCACCAGCCGUUUCUUCUCAUCAUGUCCUUCGUUCAGGCUCACACGGUGCUGUUCAACGACGACCGGUUCCGCAACCACAGCGUGCAUGGCCGCUACGGCGACAACUUGGAGGAGAUGGAUUGGAGCGUAGGGGAGGUUCUCAGGUCAUUGAAGAAUCUGGGCCUCGAGAACAACACCUUUGUGUAUCUGACGUCAGAUAAUGGAGGUCACGUGGAAGAGUUCACGGACGAUGAAGAACGACAUGGCGGCUGGAAUGGAAUCUACAAAGGAGGCAAAGGAAGCACGUGGGAGGGUGGUAUCCGAGUUCCAACUGUAGUCAAACUCCCUGGCGUUAUCCCAGCGGGCACCGUGGUGUCUCAACCCACACACCUACCGGACAUCUUACCAACUGUGGCGCGAGUUACCGGAGUCACACUGCCAACUGACCGGCUCUACGAUGGCCGAGACCUGAUGCCACUGCUGAUCUCCAACGACAGCAGUGAGGUGGUACACGAAUUCAUGUUCCAUUAUUGUGCAGGUUUCCUAAAUGCAGUCAGAUAUACACCCAAAGGCACAAACACUACUUACAAGCUUCAUUACCGUACCACUCGUCUGGUGCCCGGCACACAUGGCAUCGUAGGCUGCUUUGAUACCUUCUUGUGUCAGUGCGCGGGGAAUAGCGUGGUCUACCACGAUCCACCUCUCGUUUACGACCUAACCAAAGACCCCUCAGAAACCAGCCCACUUGAUAGCAACGACCCAAAGGUGCGAGGCAUCAUUGGAAAAGUAGCUAAGGCGGUAUCGCAUCACCAAGGCGGGUUACCAAGUCGGAGUGGUCCGUGGUCUGCCUGGUUGAAUAUGUUCCCUCGGCCAUGGGGAGUGCCGUGGUGCGGUAGCUUCCCUCACUACACCUGCGUGGACCCAUACUUGGAGAAAUUUCAGUCAGUUAGGGAGCAUUAGAAAUUUCAUGAGAUAUUCAACAAUCAGUAACAGUAUUGAAGUAAAAUAUGGAGCAAGUAAAGUUUGGCUCCUCGCCAGCCGAAGUCUUUCCGGUUAUCAUUAUAUGAGCAUGGGAUCAAUAAUGUGCAAAUUUAUGAUUAUAGAAUAAAUUGGUGAAUGGAUGGGAGAUGCUGGUUUUGCUCGACGAAUGAAAGAAAAACAGACAAACGGCAGAAAUGUUUCUUUUUUAAGUCUUUGAGAGAGUUUUAUCUGACGUUGACAAAGCCAUUCAACCACUUCUGCAGGUGGAAGGCUUAAAGACACACGAUAAAUGAUUUCGUGUUGGGUGGCCAUUGGCGUAACUGUGAGGGCGAAAUGAAGGCACAGGCCCCAAGCUUUAAGGACUGUGCCCCCGUGUGCCCUUGCUAAGAAAUUAGAGACGGAAAAAGUCGGUUAUUGUCCGCCUUGGCCAGUAUUAGAUGUGACAGAACCUAUUUUAGUCCCCCUUAAGAAAAUGAACUCCGCCUCCUGGAAAUUUCACCACUGCCGGUGGUGAUACCACUGUGUUCACUGUGUGAAGGGAAUUACGAAUACAAGAAAGAGAUGUCAUUUUUACACCUUUUCAUAGUUUCUCAAUUUGUUUGAAAAGUCUUUCGUAUUUGUUGAUUCACUGAUUUUUUUUGAUUGGUGUACCCCUCAAACUUGAGCCUUUUUCGAAAUACACUUGUACAUUAUACUCAGUGGAUGACGUUAAAGGCAGUUGGUGGCGCCGAAUCGAGCUGUUCUGUCCUACUGUUUGCGACGUUUUUGACAGGCGAGAAUUAGUUUAUAACACGAUGCAAACAAUAAAAACUGGACCAUUUUCUUUGCUUCCAUUAAGCGUCUUAAGAAUCUGGCAUUUUUUGCAUCACGUUCGAUACUUUCCUCGCAUUUUACCCCUGCUUGCGUCACAGAUAUAGAUGCACAGUUACGAACAAACGAUCGGGUUACUCGAGGUUCCGAGUCAUGCAGAGAUUAAAUUUGCCAAAUUAAUCUGAACUGUUAAAAGUUUUGAACAUACACGAUGUACAUUCCUGGGAUUUCUUUCACAAAACAUACUUGACUUGAACCACUACAUGCAUUGAUUUAAAAAGCGCUAUGUUUUCACAUAUAUCAAUCAGUACGUCUCCAAGACUGCCCGGUCUAAAGCAGGGCACGGUAACCAUGACGCUUGAUGGCGCUCUAUUGGGUCACUGUUGAUCAAUACCUGCAGCGACAGCGUACCGAAAUUCAAACACGUUUUUGGUUCAGUUUGUAACACUGUAUAGACCCAAUGAAUAGCUGAUUUCGGCACAAAGCUUCAGAGUACGUUAUUCAGAUUUUGUGUUAUCUCUGUACUGUAUGACAAGUGGCUUCUCUGCCGAUACUGUGAGAAUCCAAGCCACCAAUUUGUUGCAAAGUUGUGAAGCUAGCUGAGGACAAUAAAACUGCACUAGCAAUC